AUGUCGAACCAGUCAUCUGAAGAAGACCUACCUCCAUUCCCAGAGCCAGAGAUCUCCUCUCUGAUACUCGAGAACAAGCCCAACGCCAAACUCCACUACACAUACUACCCAGCAUCUACAUCCCAACCUCACCACCCGAACCCCUUCGCCCAAAGCCUCAUCGUCUUCCUCAACGGCCUACUCUCCCCCCGUUCCUCCUGGGACGCCUCCAUCAACGACUUCCUCGAAAAACGCAUCUCCUCCCGCCUCCCCUAUCCCGCGCUCCUCUCCUACGACCGCUACGGCCAAGGCGACUCCGACCACGACCCCGACGACCCGGAUCCCCCACCCAGCCACAGCCACGACGCCAUGUCGGCCGUCCGCUCGCUCAAGCAAUUCCUCCUCCAGAUCUGGAAAGAGCACCUCGACAUGUCGAACCCAUCCCAAUUCCCGUCCCUAAUCCUCGUCUGCAACUCCAUCGGCUGCGCCCUCGCGCGCCUCUUCUCCCAAACCUACCCAGGCACCGUAUCCGGUCUCCUAUUCCUAGACUCCGUAAUCGCAAACUCGGACCUCGUCUCCAUCUGGCCGGACCCCUCCUCCCCAUCCUUCGACCCCCUCACCCUCCCCCCCGGCACAACCACCGACGACGUCCUCGCAACCCGCGCCGCGUAUCUCCAAACAUUCCACCCAGACGUCCCGAACGACGAGGGCCUCUCCCGCCGCAACCUCGCCACCCUCCUCCCCUCACCCUCCUCCCCCUCCCUCGAGGGACCCGACUCCCAGCCCCCGUACCUCACCGUCGCAGGCCACGACUGGGCCACGUUCGCGGACCAGUGUCUCACGGGUUCCCUGCGCACCCCGCGCGCGCUGACGAUGACGUACAUGAACCCCGCGUGGCAGAGGUACAAUGAGGGGUUGGUGGGGAUAACGCAUCCGCAGCGGGCGAUUGGGCCGAUCAUCGCGGUCGGGUGUGGGCAUUUCGUGCAGAAGGAUGGACCCGGGUUCGUGGCGGAUGAGAUGGUGAGUCUGCUGGAUCGGAUGGUGAAUAGGGUCGAGCAGAUGGCGGAGCAUGAUGCUAAUGAGAGGGCGUCCGAGUCGAAUCCGAGUUUGCAUUCUUCGCUGUCUUGA
Aaosphaeria arxii CBS 175.79 is the source of this 1107-nucleotide messenger RNA. RefSeq lists its product as uncharacterized. NCBI's taxonomy places the organism in Eukaryota, Fungi, Ascomycota, Dothideomycetes, Pleosporales. The transcript has a single exon. The record is from RefSeq and is a predicted model, not a curated record. Bases 1 to 1107 code for a protein of 368 amino acids.